AUGGCGCUCGGUAUGCAGCUGCAGAUGUUAGUGGUAACGACGUGCGGAAGUAUCCUCGGUGGUCUCCUGGCAGCUGCACAAUACUUUGCGAACCAUGACGAAUGUACGCGAGUACAAUGGACUCCAAAUGAGAGAGAAAACAUGGCAGCACCUUUGUUCUUCCUUCAGACUUGGUGCCUCACAUUGCAGCUUAGGGAUGAGAAGAAAACCUCCUUCCAACUACAGGUCUCAAUAUUCAUUCUAAACUGCCUAUGCCUUCUGUUUUGGCAGUUCUCCCAAUUUAUAUUCCUAACACAAACCGCCAUUUUCUUUGUCAUGGAGCAAUUGAAAAUUAUAGACUUGAAAACUCUAUGCCUCUUUCUACAUUCGCAUUUCGGUGGUAUACAUAUGGCCGUGUUAUUAUUACAGGGCAAUGAUAUGUUAAAAUCUAGUCUAUACACUUCAUUCUUCCUUGUGGUGUCCGCAUACUGCCUAUUCUUUAGUUCAUUGAGAAUUAAAAUAAGAAAUCGUUUUGACUUGGCUAUAGAAUCUUGGCUAGUCGUAUUACGUAUAGCUAUAGCCAUAUGCUCGUCGAUAUAUUUAAAGAAAGUAAUUAGUAAUUUCUUAGAAGUCGAAGAAGACACUCACGUAUGGGAGUUGUUAUAUUCCAAAUUGACAAAUUAUAAAAGUUUUCAUACUUUAAUUUACACUUGUAGUGAUGUUUUCAACGUUCUGCCACUAAAUUCUCUCGUUAAAAUGUUCGAAAGUUUACUAAUUCCGUUUGUAAUAUUAUCAAUGGUCAAUGUAUCUGGUGAUUGGAUUAGAAGCGGUUAUCUAAGAGCGCAAAAAUUUUACGAGAGAGUAGAAAAACCGGUAAUUUUGAAAAAACCGAAAACCGAUGAAAACUGCGACGACAGCGGAAUAGAGAACAAAACUGAUUCGAAAAAGAACGUAGAUCUAAAUAGUCUGGAUGUGACAGUGCAAGAAAAAGAUAAUUUGAUUGACGACCAUUGGUUGUUCUAUUUGAAGAAUGUGUACGUCGAUGCGGCGAUAUUUUAUAAUAUAUCUCAAAUGGUUGUGUUUGGAUUGAUGGCAGCGCUUGUUAUGAGGUUGAAAUUGUUGUUUUCGACGCAAAUGUGCAUUGUCUCUUCGCUGAUGCUUGGGACGCGGUACGGACCAAGGCAUAAGACUUCAAGACUAUCCCGAUGGGGAUUUUGGAUUAUAGCCAUUUUAAUAAUAAUACACAAACUCUGCAUUAACUUGACAGACGAAUUCUCCAAAAUUGGCGUAUUCACAAAUAUACCCCAAGAACAACUCCUCCAAUGGAUACAAGAUGAAACAAGUCCGAAUGCAGCGUUUGCCGGCUCACUGCCAAUAUCAGCCUCUGUAAUGUUGUCUACUCGACGGCCUAUUGUGGCGCACCCACAUUAUGAGCAUAAGGACGCCAGAGACCGCGCCUACGCAGUUUACAAAGCAUACGGCAGAUUUACUUCCAAAGAAUUAUAUCAGGAACUGACAAAACUUAAGGCCACGUACCUUAUAAUCGAGUAUAAUCUGUGCUACGAUCCGUUUAAAAAUCGUUGCACGUUGGCAAUGAUAUGGGACAUAGAGAAACCAUCGCUAGCCUCCAACCCGAAAUUGUGCCACAAAUUGAUCACAGAGAACACUGAACAUUUUUACAGAGUAUUCUCCAAUGGACAUUACGUUGUCUUCAGGAUUCACGAUUUGAGUGUCAGAUACAUGCCCCGUUGCUUCGAUACCUGACAUCGACUAUCCUACUCGGCCUGUGAGAACCCACAUGAACAAUUUUACAAGCGAAUUUGAACGGGGACUAAGUUAUUUUCCUAUAAUCAAAAUAGACAAAAACAUAGCGAGUGUAAAAGAACUUUAAUACUAUCUACCGACUUUGGAUUGGUCUUUGAGGAUAUGCACUUAGCAGGGAGUGUUGUUUGAAACAAAGAUAUUGAUACUGCAUUACUGCAAUACUAACUAGUAUUCAAAAUCAGGUCAAAAUGAUAUAUUAUCACAAUCACAGUUUGUUCUUUUCGAAGCAACGUCAAUUCGAAACUGCUUUGUUUUGCAUUGAGCUUGGACGCGAGUUUGCCGGAGGUAGAAGUUGUGCUGGUCAGCGAUCCUAUAAGUGACGAUCGUAUCAGAUUUCAUUUUGAAAAUUUCGGAAAACAAAUGCCGAGUUGUGUCGUAAAAUUAUACAUUCCCAUAAAUUUUACUGCACGUCACUUUUGACAACAAUGUACUGCAAUUAGGGCCUUGAAAGUAGUUAUGAAUUAAUGCGAAACUUGACGAGCUGACAAACGUCAAAACGGCCGUCAUAGCGUGCCGGUACUUUAGUUAGAAAUGAAGCAAUUUUUUUCGCAUCUAACACGCUUAUAUUUAUUUUUUCAAACAGACUUACGUUUCGGGCUCACUGCCAGAACCCAUGGUCACAAUGUAAACAAACUACCGUAUGUGCGUCAGCCGUAUAACAAUUGCUAAAUAGUUUUCACACGUAUUUAAAAAAAAAAUAUUUUGUCAACUUUCUAAAAAUGUACUAUUUUGAAUUAGGUCAUUUUGUUAUUGAAGGUGCGAUUUCUUUGAGGGCAAGUUCUAGUAUCCAAAAAGUGAUCUCGUGUUUACAAUAUUGCGGCCAAUUUCUUUUUUAAUGCCAACAAUUUAAACUGCUUUUAAAAAAGUUCUCUAACUCAGUAGUUAAGAAAGUACGUAUUUACUAAAUAAUGAAAUAUUAGACAAGAUUUUUAACUAACUUCGGUUUUUAUUUAAUUAUAUUGAGUUGGCAUUUUAAGAAAUGUGUAAUUUGAGAUCUUGGCAUUUCAAAAACAAUGUUUUGAGAUUUUGGUAUUUUAAGAAAUGUGAAUUUUGAGUUCUCGGCGUUUUGCGAAAUUUGAACUUUGAGAUCUAGGCAUUUUGAGAAAUAUGAACUUUGAAAUCUUGGCAUUUUUAGAAAUGUGAAUUGUGAGAUCUUGGCAUUUUGAGAUAUUAUUAAGUGCCUAAAUGAUGCCAAGUGAGCGUGAUUAUUCUAGUAUUGUGUUCUCUCAUCUCAUUAUACUACAAAUGACGUUGUCAGAGGAAGAGUCUCUCGUAACGGGUCAGUAAUUGUUAUAAGAUCCAAACUUGUUAACUGACGUCCUUUUAAGAGCUUAUUCAGUAUAUGAAUAAUAGAUCUCAAAGGGUCCCCGUAAAGUCCCUGGUUUUACAUGAAAAGGGUGUCAGCUAAUUAAGAUUAUUUAAGUGACGUACCAUUAUUUUGUCCUAUUUUCAUUUAAUAUAAAUAUAAGGUGUCGCAAAAUUCACGCAAGAAGUAAUUUUAAUGUUUUUUGAAAUGUUAACAAGCCCAUGACCACGCCUUGAAUGAGGAAAUUGGGCGCUGUAUCAACGAGAUUCAACUACAAUUAUGCAAAAUGGUCAUCGAAAAUUUCAUGAAAAAAGUGCGUAUGUGCCAGGGAAGUCGUGGAGACCAUUUAACCGAUAUGCUUUACCACACAUAUACCAUGUACUCCAUGGAUCAAUAAAAAAAAAUACAAUUUUUAAUUAUAAACCUGUGUUUUCUGUCAAAAUUACUUUUUGUAUGAAUUUUGGGACACCCUUUAAUUAGGCGUAGCAAUGCCACGUCUGAGAAGCGUUCUCAUAAUAGAACUAAAGUAAUAUUAUGUUACGUCUAAGCGCCCAGUUAUACGACGCGAAACUUUUCGCGAGGACGCUCACCACCCUUACCACGCUUUCACGUACAUUAAUGGCGAAUCUGACUUCUAUUUACUAGGCUAUAAAAAUUCCUCGCAAUAAUACAACUGCGCGGUCGCCGCGUAGACCAAAUACAAGCCAGACUCGCCCGAGCGCCCGGGAUGCUCAUUUAAGUUAAAACGUAAAAGUUAAAUAAAUAGAGCGUAAAAUUAAAAAAAAAAGUUGAAAUUCGUGUCGAAUACCCUAAGGCUAAUUCCUACCCUUGGUAUAAAACCGCAUGUAACAUCAUAUGAAAGUUAUCGACUAAUUUAAUUCGUAAUUUCUUUCCUUAAAAGAUGUCAUUUUGCAUAUGUGACAUUUUACACUAAGGGUGCGAAUAUUUUUUUUAAUGAUAAUUAGCUCAAUUGAUUGCUCAUUUACUUGUAAAAAUAAUAUUUAAAAAAAAGCAUUUAUUGUAUCUGUGUAAAUAAUUAGCAAUUUCAUCGUAUACCUUUCGUACAA
Molecule: messenger RNA, 4176 nt
Organism: Hyposmocoma kahamanoa
Lineage: Eukaryota; Metazoa; Arthropoda; Insecta; Lepidoptera; Cosmopterigidae
Product: probable C-mannosyltransferase DPY19L1
Exons: 8
Coding region: 1-1743 (580 amino acids)
Cellular component (GO): nuclear inner membrane
Molecular function (GO): mannosyltransferase activity
Source: RefSeq, a predicted model, not a curated record